Lodderomyces parapsilosis is the source of this 1113-nucleotide messenger RNA. RefSeq lists its product as uncharacterized. Gene Ontology annotation, molecular function: oxidoreductase activity, acting on the CH-CH group of donors, NAD or NADP as acceptor. NCBI's taxonomy places the organism in Eukaryota, Fungi, Ascomycota, Pichiomycetes, Serinales, Debaryomycetaceae. The transcript has a single exon. Bases 1 to 1113 code for a protein of 370 amino acids. The record is from RefSeq and is a predicted model, not a curated record.
AUGUCGUUACCUACAAAGGCUACUCAAGUUAUAUUUGAACGAAACCCCCCAAAUGGUGGUAUCAUUGCAGAUACAUCCAAGCCAGAUGCAACAUUUGCGGUGAAAGAAACCAAACUUGACACAGACUUGAAAAAAGGAGAUUUGCUAAUCAAGGCAUUAUACUUUUCCAAUGACCCAACCCAGCGCAAUUGGCUUAGAAAAAAAGGGAAUGAAGCUAGAAAUUACUCAAAAAAUGUCUACGAAGGUGAUGUGAUGGAAGCUUAUGGACUUGCUGAAGUGGUAAAGUCAAAUGCAGAUGGUUUCAAAGAAGGUGAUGUCAUCAGCUCAAGGAUCCAGUGGGCAGACUACUCAAUCUUACCAGCAAAUGCUGUAUUCAACAAGAUUGACACCAGUACAGGCUUGCCAUUGCCUUAUUAUUUGUCGGUUUUGGGAAUGACUUCAUUGACUGCAUUCUUUGGCUUAACUGAAGCGGGUCAAUUGAAGAAAUUCUUGUCCAAGAAAGAGGAAAAAGGACCUAUUGUUUGCGUUUCAGCUGCUUCCGGUGCUGUUGGCUCCACUGUGGUGCAAAUAGCCAAGCACUUACUUGGUGCUUCCAAAGUAAUUGGUAUUUGUGGAUCUGAUGAAAGAGCAAAAUGGGUGGAGAAGCUUGGUGCUGAUUUGUGCGUUAAUUACAAGAAUCCUGAUUACCAAAGCCAAAUUGUAAAAUUUCUCAAUGGUGACUACAUCAACGUUUACUUUGACAAUGUAGGAGGUGAAAUACUUAGUUUUGUUUUAAGUCAAAUGGCAACAUUUGGAAGAGUUGCUGCUUGUGGUGCUAUAUCGGGCUACAAUAACCCCAAAGCUGCCACAGUUACGAGCUGGUUCCACAUUAUAGCUCAAUGCUUGACAGUGGAAGGAUUUCUUGUCAAUGUUUACAAAGAACAAUUCCCUGAAGCUAUUGACAUCUUAUCAAAGGCAAUAAAGGAAAAGAAAUUGGAUGUUGAUGAUUCCAUUCAUGUGGAGGCAUUGACUGGUGAUUCUGAAGAACAAAAGUUUGCCAAAGUCCCCCAAAUUUGGAACCAGUUGUUUACAGGAGAUAAACCAAAGGGUAAAUUAUUAAUCAAGGUUGCCUAA